AUCUCAGAAUCUCAGAAUCUCAGAAUCUCAGAAUCUCAGAAUCUCAGAAUCUCAGAAUCUCCAAAUCUCAGAAUCUCAGAAUCUCAGAAUCUCAGAAUUUCAGAAUCUCAGAAUCUCAGAAUCUCAGAAUCUCAAAAACUCAGAAUCUCAGAAUCUCAGAAUUUCAGAAUCUCAGAAUCUCAAAAUCUCAAAAUCUCAGAAUCUCAAAAUCUCAGAAUCUCAAAAUCUCACAAUCAGAAUUUCAGAAUCUCAGAAUCUCAAAAUCUCAGAAUCUCAAAAUCUCAGAAUCUCAAAAUCUCAGAAUCUCAAAAUCUCAGAAUCUCAAAAUCUCAGAAUCUCAAAAUCUCAAAAUCUCAAAAUCUCAGAAUCUCAGAAUCUCAGAAUCUCAGAAUCUUUAGAAUCUUGGAAUCUCAGAAUCUCAGAAUUCCAGAAUCUCAGAAUCUCAGAAUCUCAAAAACUCAGAAUCUCAGAAUCUCAGAAUCUCAGAAUCUCAGAAUCUCAGAAUCUCAGAAUCUCAGAAUCUCAGAAUCUCAGAAUCUCAGAAUCUCAGAAUCUCAGAAUCUCAGAAUCUCAGAAUCUCAGAAUCUCAGAAUCUCAGAAUCUCAGAAUCUCAGAAUCUCCAAAUCUCAGAAUCUCAGAAUCUCAGAAUCUUUAGAAUCUUGGAAUCUCAGAAUCUCAGAAUUCCAGAAUCUCAGAAUCUCAGAAUCUCAGAAUCUCAGAAUCUCAGAAUCUCAGAAUCUCAGAAUCUCCAAAUCUCAGAAUCUCAGAAUCUCAGAAUCUUUAGAAUCUUGGAAUCUCAGAAUCUCAGAAUUCCAGAAUCUCAGAAUCUCAGAAUCUCAAAAACUCAGAAUCUCAGAAUCUCAGAAUCUCAGAAUCUCAGAAUCUCAGAAUCUCAGAAUCUCAGAAUCUCAGAAUCUCAGAAUCUCAGAAUCUCAGAAUCUCAGAAUCUCCAAAUCUCAGAAUCUCAGAAUCUCAGAAUCUUUAGAAUCUUGGAAUCUCAGAAUCUCAGAAUUCCAGAAUCUCAGAAUCUCAGAAUCUCAGAAUCUCAGAAUCUCAGAAUCUCCAAAUCUCAGAAUCUCAGAAUCUCAGAAUCUUUAG
Molecule: messenger RNA, 1098 nt
Organism: Caenorhabditis briggsae
Lineage: Eukaryota; Metazoa; Nematoda; Chromadorea; Rhabditida; Rhabditidae
Exons: 1
Source: RefSeq, a predicted model, not a curated record